Calliphora vicina (urban bluebottle blowfly) is the source of this 5272-nucleotide messenger RNA. RefSeq names its product simjang (gene simj). Lineage: Eukaryota; Metazoa; Arthropoda; Insecta; Diptera; Calliphoridae. The transcript is spliced from 10 exons. Gene Ontology annotation, cellular component: NuRD complex. The coding region runs from base 860 to 3826 and encodes 988 amino acids. The record is from RefSeq and is a predicted model, not a curated record. Gene Ontology annotation, biological process: negative regulation of transcription by RNA polymerase II.
UCUAAUAAAAAACAAUAAUUUUUAAUGAAAUUUCAGUGUAAAUUUUGCUGUUUUAUUUGUGUGUACUACUAGAAAAAUGCAACACUGAGUAUUGCUGUAAAAAGAAAUCGCAGUCGAGUUUUAUUCGUCGAAGAAAAUUCACGUACACAUUCGCUGACGGUGUGAAUUUUUUUCAUUUUUAUAAUUUUGUUUAAUAAUAUAAACAAAGUUUGUUGUUUUAUUACCAAACAAUACGGUAUAAAAUCAAACAUUCACAAAAGGCCGCACUCCCCGCAAAAAGUAUUUAUAAUAAUAAUAAAACAAAUAUAUUAAAAAAUUGAUAAUAAAAAAGGCAACCAAGAAAAAAGAAGAAAAUUUCGUUUUUUGUCUUUUACAAAAAAAGUGCAAAAAAUUUUAGUAUAUCCGUGUAACAGUGUGAGGGAGAGAGUGUAUGUGUGAGUGAGAAAAAAAAGAAGUGAAAGAGCAAUAAAAAAUAUUUAAAAAGAAAUAGUAAAGCAAAAGAAUAAAGGCAAAAAGGAAAUAAAAAUCAAAAUAUAAUUAAUUAAAAAAGUGUUUCAAACAAAAAAAUAGAUGAAAUUUCAUAAAACAGAAAAAACAAUAAAUAAAACAAAAUUGUUGUAAUAUUUAAUAAAGCGGUUAAUUUUUACCAGCAAAAAGAUUUAUUGAACCGACUAACAAAUAACUAACCUGUUUAAUUGGCCACAAAAGCAAAUUGGUGUGUGUGACGACAGCAAAAAAACAAAAAGCGGAUUUUUAUCUUUAAAAAAUAUAUUUAUUUAAACAGGGUACGAAAAAUAACAUUAUCAAUUGUUUUAACAAUAAUAAGUCAACAUAAGCCAAAACGACGCGACGCGCGAAGAUGGCCAAAAUGGAAGUCGACGAUGUCGUCGACUUAAGUUUAGGCUCCGGGCGUGAUCCAGCUCUAACUAUAACACCUGCAACUGUAAGAGACUUGAGAGCACUUACACAAAAUUCUGGACUGACUAUAACACCUGCACCACCGCCACCAACAGCAACAUCACCGACCGCGGCCACAACAGCCACAGGACUGGGCAAUAGUAGCAGUAGUAUCGGUAGUACUAGCAGUAGUACUGCAACAGCUAAUUCAAGUGGCAAUACCACACCAACUACAAAUAAUAUAUCGACGACUAUAACCACGGUAGAUCCAUCUAGUAAUAGUUCAACUAAUCAAAUAACAAACUCAAAUUCAUUAAACAUAACAUCGCCUGUAGCUGCUAAUGCAGUUAUGGCCACAUCAACUACAACAAUUGCAACAACAACAAAUUCCAAUACCCAUGCAUCAGGGACAGGGUCAUCUGGUGGUGGUAGCGGUGUAGGAGGAGGAGGAGGAAUAAUUAGUUCAGGCAACGAAGAGAACAAAGUUCAACGUCGUGUUUUGAGACCACGCACCGAACCCAAAUCUUAUGCAGAGGCUCCUGAUAUUGUCUUAUUGCCGGCACGAAUGAAUGGUCGCCAACAAAAUGGUAACAUAGACUCUGAAACGGAUGACGAAGAAAUGCCGCCGUAUGUGCCCAUCAAAGAGUUGACACCAGCCGAAUUGAAAGAGCGCGAAAAGGGACUGCGUAAGUUAAGGGAAGAUUUACGUAACGAAGAAACCAAACUAGUGUUACUAAAGAAGCUAAAACAGUCACAGCAUGUCAUGAAGGAAAAUAUUGUGGUCACAUCGACCAGUGUAUCGCCCACAAAUCCCCUAGCGGCUAUACCGGCAGCUCUGACAUCGAAGGGAGCCUUAAGUGUUACGCCCACUACGGCCGUACCACUGCCAGCACAUACCAAAAGUUCACGUUCCAAUAGUAGUAACAUCUCAUCUUCGGUUAGCAUAAGCGCUACCAAUAGCCGCUCGAAUACAAAUUCCUCUUCAACUGGUUCGACAUCAUCUCCUCAUCGUUCAACUAACAACUCUAUACUGCCUCCACCACGUUCGGCGCUACCCGGUGGUGCAACUCUAACAGCCGGGUCUUCCGCUUCAAUUAGCAUUCAAGCCACGUCCUCACCAUCAUCAUCAACGUUGUCAUCAUCUGCCCGUUCGAAUGCUCUACCGCCCCGCACAAAUUUACCGAAUCUCACUAUAACGCCAUCAGUGACUAUAACACCAACAUCAGCUCCACCAUCUGGACUUAAAUCACGCAAUCAGCCUAAUGUUUCGGAUAAUUCUAAGGUACCUAACACCAUCAGCAAUUCGGUAUCAAUAACACCAGCACCACCGUUGUCAACACAAAAUCAUCAACACAAUGAGUUGAAGAAUGACCGCUUAAAUUCCCGCGAAGAUGUUCAAACUCCCGCACAAAGGCAAGCGGCUGCUAAACUGGCGUUAAGGAAACAAUUGGAGAAGACCUUAUUACAGAUUCCUCCACCUAAGCCUCCACCACCAGAGAUGCAUUUUAUACCAAAUCCUAGCAAUACUGAAUUUGUUUACCUGCUUGGCUUAGAGACUGUUGUCGACUACAUAACGACAAAUAAUAAGAAAACAAAUACAAUGGCACCACCAUUUCGCUGUGCUCAAUGUAAGAUUGAUUUUACACCGGUCUGGAAGUGGGAGAAACAAGGCAACAAAGAAGCUAAAGUUAUUUGUGAACAAUGUGUCACCACUAAUGUUAAGAAGGCUUUGAAAGCUGAACAUACCAAUCGACUGAAACAGGCAUUUGUUAAGGCCUUGCAACAAGAACAAGAAAUUGAGCAACGUUUGGCCAGUCAAAGCAGUCCAUCCCCGGUGGAUGCUCAUGUAGCUGCUAGUUCUGUGUUGUCUCAAUCUCAGAAUCAUUCUCAACAAACGGCGCACCAAUCUCAGCCACAAGCAGCGCAUGCAGCGUCGACAGCAGCCGCUUUAGUUAAUCUACCACCUUCUGUAACGGUUAUACCCACCAAAUGUCACACUCCAACUCCGAGUAUCACGCCACGUCCCACACCACCACCAACCAAUCAACCGACACCUCCACCACCAACUACGCCACGUUCGUCGCGAGGUUCCAUGUCUCAUCAGGCUCAACCCAGUCCUAGUACACCAACACCCAGUCAAAUGCAUCACCAUCAGCAGCAGCAGCAGCAUCAACACCAGCAGCAGCAACAACACCAGCAUCAACAGCAGCAGCAGCGCGAACGAGAACGUGAACGGGAAAGAGAACGUGAACGAGAAAGAGAGCGCGAACGUGAGCGUGAACGAGAGCGUGAUCAUCAUCGUGCAGAGCAGCAACAGCAAAGAGCUGCUGCCGAACAACAACAGCAACAACAACAGCAGCAACAGCAACAAUAUGAUAAAUAUUCAGCUGCUGCUUUAGCCGCUGCCGCCCAAUUGGGUGCUCUUGGUUUGCCGGGCCUAAACAAUUUAGCUGGCUUAGGCGGCCUAGGCAAUCUUGGCAACCUAGGGCAACUGGGUAAUUUAGCGGCAUUAGGAGGUCUGGCAAAUCUGGGUGCUGCAGCCGCGGCUACGGCAACAAAUCCAGCAGCUGCAAAUCUAGGUGCUCUUGGCAACGCAUCACCUGCAGCUGCAAUGCAAGCGUUCCAGCAACAAUUAUUUAGAGCUUUGGGUCAAGGUUUAGCAACGAAUCCUCAACAUAUGAUGCAAUUCACGCCACUUUUGUAUUCCUAUCAAAUGGCUAUGGCUCAGGCAGCUCAAGUAGCUGCAUUUACAAAUAAAAACAAAACAACAUCUGCAUCUUCCUCCUCUGCUUCGUCGUCCAAGAAUCAAACAGCAUCUUUGGCUGAUAUACAACGAGCCGCUGAAUUGCAGCGACAAUAUUUAUUAGAGAUGAUACCACCGCAAGCACCAGGACCCAGUAACAAUCGUCAAAACAAUUGGAAAACGUAAAUAACACACAACAUUAACAUCAAUAACAAUAAUUAUAGAAAUAGAACUGAAAGAAGUCGUCGAGUUUUGUGCAUGCAAUAAUUAAAGAUUUUGAAAUGAUCUUUGAAACAAAAGCUACUACAGUCAAAUAUUAAGUUUAGAGACACAUACAUAACUUAUGUUUUAUACUUUUUUUCUCCUUUUUUUUGUCCACUUUAAAGAAGAUGAAAGAUUAUUUGUUUGUUUAAAAAUACAUACAAGAACCAAGAAAAAUAAUGAAAACAAUUAAUGCAUGCUUUGGUCGUUUGAUCAGACCAAAAACUCAAACAAAUUUCUUAAUAUUUUAAAGUUUAUAUUAUUAUCUUUCUAUCAUACACACUCUCUCUAUCUAUCUCUCAUUCUGUAUAGUUAAUCCCUUAAAGAUUUUCGUUAAAAUUUCUAUCACAUUAAUAAAUCAAAUUAUUUUAAGUUUUUAUUUAUUCAAUAACUAACAAACAACAAAAUUAAUAUACAAACAAUUUUGUAAAAGAAAAAGAAAAAAUGUCGAAAAGGAGUUAAAUAACUCAAAAAACAAACCAAUCCUCUCUUCUUCAUUCAUACAAUAUUUUUAAGAUUUAGUAUUGCAUGAAAUAUUUAAUGCAAAUUCUUACAAAACAAAACAAAGCAAAUAAAUCCCAUAAUUUGCAUUAAAAACAAAAGAAAAAACAUAGAUAAAAAACUAUUUUUAUAAUAAAACAACAAACCAUACAAAAAAAAAUAAUAAAUAAAAGAAAAAUAGUUCAAUAAUUAUUUUUAUUAGUUCUUAAACGAUUUAAGCAUUAAGUGUUAUGUUUUUUUCUAUAAAACAAAACAAUUAAUUAAUUAACAUUUCAAAUGAAUUUUAGUUCUUUUAUUACAUUUCGUUUUAAAUUUUUUUUAAUACUGCUUUAAAAAACGUUCGUUUUCUUUUGUAGUUUUUGCCUUCCCUCUCCACUUUAGAGGCAACAUUUUUUAUUACAUUUGCAAUUUACAUAAAAUUAUUACAAAGUAAUUGUUAACUUCUACUUUUGUUUUUUUUUUAAUUGUUUUUAUUUUAUCUGUUUAUUAAUAAUUACUCUCUGUAUGUUUAAAUUUAUUAAAUAAAAUAUUUUAAUUUAAUGAUACUAUUUUUAUUAUUAUUAUUAUAAUUUCUUCUUGUAACAAUUUGUAUCAAAAUGAUUUAUUUCUUAAUGCGAACAGAAAGAAAGAAAGAAGCCUUAGUAAUAUCAAAUUUAGUUUUUAUAGUUUAUUUAAAAUUUUAGUUACUUGAUUUAAAUUAAACAACAACAAAAUAUUAUUAAAUAUAUUUUCUAGAUAUAAUUGAAUUAACAAAAAUAAACAUUUUAUUGCUUAAUUUAAACAAAAAAAAAACAAAACAACAAAGAAAACUUAUUUUUAACGGGUGAUACCUAAACUACAAUAAAACACACACUUUUUUAUAAUUCACAA